Molecule: messenger RNA, 3940 nt
Organism: Myripristis murdjan (pinecone soldierfish)
Lineage: Eukaryota; Metazoa; Chordata; Actinopteri; Holocentriformes; Holocentridae
Gene: hgfb
Product: hepatocyte growth factor b
Exons: 18
Coding region: 93-2234 (713 amino acids)
Biological process (GO): proteolysis
Molecular function (GO): signaling receptor binding; serine-type endopeptidase activity
Source: RefSeq, a predicted model, not a curated record
UUGAAGCAACAUCUCCAGGUUGCUGCCCGACAGCACAACAAGCAGCGUCUCAGUUGUUUGUCAAACUGUUGUUCCCCACCAGCGACACAACGAUGUGGAUUUACAAGAUCAUCUGCGGACUCUUCAUCAUCUCUUGCUCUGAAAGCAGAAGAAAUGCACUCCAGGACUACCAGAGGAGUGACGGCGUCCGACUGGUUGUGCUGUCUCCUGAUGCCUCUCACCUGACCAAAAGCAGGAAGUUGACCAUGGCCAAGUGUGCCAGAGCCUGCAGCCGCAACAAGAGGCUCCCCUUCACCUGCAGAGCGUUCCUCUAUGAUCAUAAAAACAGGAAAUGCCAGUGGCUGUCCUUCGACAGGAACUCACCAGGAGCCCAGAGCCAACAGGACUUCAACUACCAACUCUAUCAGAAGAAAGACUAUGUGAGAGAGUGCAUUGUGGGUACAGGUCAGAGCUACAGGGGACGGAGGUCGGUGACAGUAAGCGGGAUCCUGUGUCAGGCCUGGGCCUCUCCUAUUCCACAUGAACACAAAUUCAUGUCAAAGAGGUACAGGAAGAAGGACCUCAGAGAAAACUACUGUCGGAAUCCAGACAACUCCACCGUUGGACCAUGGUGUUUCACCACUGACCCUCGCCCACACCUCAGACACCAGGAGUGUGGCAUACCACAGUGCUCACAGGUGGAGUGUGUCCACUGUAAUGGAGAAGAUUACAGAGGACCUAUGGACCACACAGAGAGUGGAAAGGAAUGCCAGCGCUGGGAUCUGGAUGAGCCACACAAACACCUGUACCAUCCCAAGAGGUACCCUGACAAGGGCCUGGAUGAUAACUACUGUAGAAACCCAGAUGGACGCCACAGACCCUGGUGCUUUACAACAGACCCACACACACCCUGGGAGUACUGUAACAUCAAAGUCUGCGACACACCCAUUAAAAGAAAUGUAGAGGAAACAACCGAGUGUUACCAUGGAAAAGGAGAGGGCUACAGGGGUACAGUAGAUGUGACGCCCACAGGACUCACCUGCCAACGCUGGGACUCGCAGUAUCCUCACAACCACACAUUCACACCGCAGGCCUACCGCUGCAAAGACCUGAGAGAGAACUACUGUCGAAACCCAGAUGGCCAGGAUUUCCCAUGGUGCUUCACCACCGACCCCAGAGUGCGAACAAUGUUCUGUACCAACAUCCCUCAGUGCGGCACCCAGAACACACUGGAUGAUGACUGCUAUGAAGGCUUUGGAGAGACUUACAGAGGAGAGCAGUCAAGGACAAGAUCAAACCUGCCCUGUGCUCCCUGGAGAGACCACAGCAACAGUGGUGAGAGAGGCAUGCUGAUGGUUGGCCUGGAUGGAAACUACUGCAGAAACCCUGAUAAAGACAAACACGGCCCCUGGUGUUACACCAACAGCUCGGCUAUAUCCUGGGACUACUGCAAUGUCAAACCAUGUGAAUCUUCACAGAACACCAUUCCACAGGGUGAGCAAUCCUCUGUGGUGUGUUUUGUCCAUAAGAGGCCCAGGAUAGUGGGGGGAGGUCCAGUCAACAUAUCUGACGGCAGCUGGAUGGUCAGCAUACAGAGAGGUUCAAUGCACUGGUGUGGAGGUUCGCUCAUAAGGGAGGAGUGGGUACUCACUGACAGACAGUGCUUCUCCUCAUGUGUCCCAGACCUCAGUGAGUAUCAGGUGUGGUUGGGAGUUUCUGAUCUGCGAGAGGGAUCUCCUGAUUGGUCCAGCAGACAGGAGAUCAGCAUAGCUCAUGUGAUAUGUGGCCCUGAGGGCUCCAACCUGGCCCUUGUAAGGCUGUCUAAGCCUGCCCUUCCUGCAGAUAAUGUCCACACGAUUCAGCUUCCUGUGGCCGGGUGCUCAAUCCGAGAAGGAACGAUGUGUAAAAUGUAUGGAUGGGGAGAGACCAAAGGUAGCGGCCAUGACGACGUGCUGAAGGUUGUCGAUCUGCCCAUAGUCAGUAAUGAAAAGUGCAGAGAGCAGCACAGAGGGAGUCUCCACAUCACCAACACCAAGAUCUGUGCGGGUGGCAAGAGGAACGAAGGAGUAUGUGAGAGGGAUUACGGCGGCCCUCUGGUGUGUCAGGAUGGUGAAAUCAGGGUUAUUGUAGGAGUUAGUGUCCAUGGCAGAGGCUGUGCUCGGGCCAACCAACCUGGCAUCUUCAUCAACGUGCCCUUCUACACACAGUGGAUCCACAAGGUCUUCAAAUACUACCCCAACCCUGAGAUCAUCUAGAGACUCAACACAAAAUAAAAACAUAACCUCGAGUCAAAAGCAAAACCUAGAGCCUCUUCUUCUCCAGCGGUGCUGUAUGAAUGACUUUUUGAACCCAGAUACCAAUUAGACACUCAGCUGGGGAUGAGUCAUUGUUAGAUGAAUGGACUGGGAACCACCAUGUACUUAGACUUAAACACAGCAUUAACAGAUACCACAUUGAUUGUUAGAGUAAUUGAUGGCAAUUAUGAAGGGUAAAAGGUAAUACUAGUCCAGGUGCUGGAUGGAGGAAAAGAGCUGCUGAAGCAGCUGAUUAUAGAAGAUCUAACCUGAUACAACCAGAAUGCAAGACAAAAAGGAUGACUUUGAAUGAGAUCAGACAAACAAGUGCAGUUUUUGGUUUUCAUUCAUCAUUUCCUAUUUCAUUUUGUAGCAAAACUACCAGAGUGGUAUGUGCGCAUGUGAAAACUCUCUUGAUUCCUGGCAUUACUUGAACGUUUUGGACACCAAAGUGCAGUGGUUCAGUGGCUCCCUCGGUAGAGUACAUCAAUGGGCCACUUAGAAAACUAUCCAGUGGUAGGGCACUGUUAAGGGCACUCUAACUAGGCUCCCUACAUCCCUAGGGGCUUGGAUAAAGUGGUCCUAACUGUAUAUAGUAUUUUAAUGAGUGUAUUUGUGACACUCUAAAGGCGAUUUGGGUCUUAUAGAUCUGUGACAAGAGAACGUGAAUGUGGUGGUAGGUAGAUAAAUGAUGUACAAUGUGUUAUCUACAUCUAAGCUUCUAUUUCAUAAUGAUGUCAGCUAUACUGAAACAUCAAACUGAACUCCAAUAUCCUAAUGUUACUGCAAAACCACCAACUGUAUAUAUGAAUAAAUGUGCUGUUGCAUUAUGUAUGGAUACAAAGGAAUGUAUGGCAGGUAAGCCUCGAUAUGUAAAAAAAAACAAACAAACAAACAAAAAAGAAAGAAACAAAAAAAACUGUAAUGUUGUUCAAUGUGUCGACACAAGUUCUCUCUUUCCUGUACCUGUUUUUUUUUUUUUGUUCCAAACACCUCAUUCCUAUUUCAUAAUGUGUAUGUGUACCUGUGUUUUUCUUUGUGUGCAUCAGUGUGUGUGGGUGUGUGUGUGAGCAAGAACGAGACAGCAGUGAAUGAAAGAGAUAGAGAGUGUUGGAGUGUGAGCGUUUGUGUGUGUGUGAGCUUAUGCAUGUUUGAACUCGAGCUGAAUCCCCACACUCAGACCUUGGCAGACCUCCAGUCCCAUUGCACUCUGGAGAUGAGCUUCACAAAGUCUGUCACUUCAAACUCUGUCUGGGAAGAGGAGACGCUCUUCAUAACUGCAUUGUCUGCUAUGGAUGCUCCAAUUGGAAAACUCAAUGGCCCUUCAAGCAUAUUAAUGCACCUGUUUGACCAGUGCAAACAACUGAAAUAGCUUUAUUUUAUAAGUACAUGAUCUCUGUAUGAGAGAGAAAAUGUGUACUCGUUUGUGUGAGUGUGUGUGUGUGUGUGUGAGUGUAUGUGCACACUGAAAGUUGCUGCAAGCUGCUAUAGCCUUCAAGUUGUACAGUACUGUUAUGUCCUCUGUACGAUGUACAUUCACUAUAACUUUCAUAACAUAUUAACCAGUAUUCUGUAUGUUUAGCUCAAUCUCACUAAGCAAGUCAAUGAAUUGUUUAUUUGUGUACUUUAGGAUGUUUGCCAGCAUAAUAAAUGACUUUUUUAAUCUA